Molecule: messenger RNA, 1100 nt
Organism: Talaromyces proteolyticus
Lineage: Eukaryota; Fungi; Ascomycota; Eurotiomycetes; Eurotiales; Trichocomaceae
Product: Vps51/Vps67-domain-containing protein
Exons: 1
Coding region: 93-953 (286 amino acids)
Biological process (GO): lysosomal transport; retrograde transport, endosome to Golgi; endocytic recycling
Cellular component (GO): GARP complex; membrane; EARP complex
Source: RefSeq, a predicted model, not a curated record
ACAGUCAAUCACGGAGCCGGAGCUCCUUUAUCAUCCUCAACCUGGCCUUCACCAGCACUGACAGGGAAUUCCACGCCGCACCUCCCAAAAACAUGUCUACUAUUUCCUCUCCUCGCCUAUCUAUUACCUCUUCGCGAGCUACUCCGACAUCCUCGCGCCGCCCUUCCAUCGAGAACCUGACGCCCAACAAUAAUGUUAGUGGACUCGGUAUCAGCAAUGCCGCCUCCUCAAAGCGCGCAGUAUCUCCAGCUCAUCGCCGAAACCGCGCCGCGUUACGGGAUUACUACAACAUCAAGUCUGAUGGAGGCAAUACACCAGUGUCGCCUAGCGGUGCGCCGCGGUCGACCGGUGCAAAUGAGCUGUCAGGGCUGCCUAUGGCCACAGUUAGCUCAGAGCUAGAUGGACCUGGUUUCAAUGCACAGCAGUAUAUUGAUCAACUUUUAAACACUUCAUCGCUCUCGACAGUCUUAAAGGCAGAGAAUACCUUGGUUGGGGACAUUGGAACCCUGGACGGCGAACGGAAAGCGCUUGUGUACGAUAACUAUUCAAAACUGAUCCGCGCAGUUGAGACGAUUGGCACAAUGCGACGGAGUAUGGAGGAACGAGGCGCUCCAUUGACUAUGACGAAAACACUUGGUCCGGCUGUUGCGUUUGUGGCCGAAACUGCUAGUGGGUUGAUCAAAGAGGGUGAAGACCUCCGUCGCAGGGUCCAGGAGGCCAAGAGCAAGGCUAUUGGUAAUAAGUCUGCUGAGCAGAGCACUGUGGAAUGGGCCCUGGGGACUCCAGACCGGCUGCGCAAAUAUUUGAGUGAGGACAACAAGGCCGAGGCGCAGAAGGACUGGACAGAAAUCGACGGUCUUUUGAGUUCUUGGAAAGAUGUGAAGGGGGUCGCGGAAUUGAGAGCUGCUUGUGAGGAGAUUAUGAAGGAUUUUCGCAAAGAUUCGACGGAGUGAGAAUAAUCUUGACAGGAAAAUCUUUAUAUGAAUCCUUUCUCAUCUACAGCGCUUCCGUUCCUGGACUGUCUCCGCCAGACGAACGAGACCAAUGCCAAUAUGCCUACCAGUCUUUUACUGACUACACACGCCAUGGGUCCCAGGAAG